AGUAAUUGCUUGAUGAUUUGAAAUAGUAUAAAAAGCUCCGCUAAACGGGUUCUAAUGGGCCAUUGAAAUACUAGACAGACUAGAUCGACUAACUAUAUUUUCCAACCGCGCGGUGCUCAUCGUUGACGGUGUCGAUCGAAAAGUCCCCGUGGAGUAAACUGCUAGGCAUACAAAUUACAAGGGGUGUUGUAGGGCGCUGGUCAAGGGUAUGGAUGGACAGCUGAAGCUGAUCAUUUUGCUGUGCCGCAUGGUGUAAAAUAACAUAUCGACUCAGGGGAUCGCGCACGACGAUUUCUUUUCGUCUAGAGAAAUCUCGAUACACGUACUCCCUCUCUCGCGACCUUUUUCUCACUUUGGCAUCGAGUAGAAUCAGCCCUAUGGCAUGAUAAGUCAUUACUUUACAGACAGCGAACUCGCCGCCCUAACCCACACUAAUUCCCACGUCAUCGACCUUCUAAGAAAAUAUUUUGAGUUCACGAUACUACCGUCAUUGACGAGUUAAUCCGGCGGUAAUCAACAGCGAGUUCCAGCGCCAUCACGGAACCGCCCGUGGUGACGGACAUGCUAUGCCGCAAGACGGGCACCUCUCUACCGGCUCUAUAGUCGGUAUCGUAUUCGCCGUCAUGGGCUUCCUCACCUCCAUCUCACUACACAUAUUCUUCCACCUACGCAGGGAAAAGAAAAGAGAGCAGAAGGAGAGGGAAGAGAAAGAAAAGGCAGAUAGGGAAAAGGCGGACCUCGAGAAGGGAAACGCGGACGGCUCCACCCCUACGAUCGAGGAAGGAGGCCUCGCUCCCAAGCCGGAACUCGAGGGUACUAUGGUCGGCGCCGUGAUGCCGAAGAUGGAACUCGACUCGCAGCCCGUAGCGGAGCUUCCCAACGUAUCACGCGUAGGAGAAUUAGACGGAUCGCCGUCCGCAUCAACGUCGCAGCUUGGCCAGAAAUCAGCAUCGACGCCGACCAAACAGCCUGGUGUUGCAUACGAGUUACCUGGUUAAACCACUACUUCAUUCGAAAUCGAUUACAUACUUGGCGUUUUAUAUCUUGGAUACGGAAGGGUUAUAUACCACGGCCUUUCAGCCACACGGAACGGACUUCCCCAACUAUCGUCGAAAUCCAGAGCGAGUAUCUUCAGCGGGUGUUUUCGGGGAAGAAUCUAGAUUAUACCAUGUUCAUUUAAAUACA
Molecule: messenger RNA, 1185 nt
Organism: Annulohypoxylon truncatum
Lineage: Eukaryota; Fungi; Ascomycota; Sordariomycetes; Xylariales; Hypoxylaceae
Exons: 1
Coding region: 567-998 (143 amino acids)
Source: RefSeq, a predicted model, not a curated record